Molecule: messenger RNA, 1245 nt
Organism: Aspergillus luchuensis
Lineage: Eukaryota; Fungi; Ascomycota; Eurotiomycetes; Eurotiales; Aspergillaceae
Exons: 4
Coding region: 1-1245 (414 amino acids)
Source: RefSeq, a predicted model, not a curated record
AUGAGGGUAUUUCAAUUUACUGCUACUCACCCCUUCGCAGUCAAAAUGCAAGUCGUGAGCCAGCCUAAUCGAGCACGGCUUCGACCACGAUAUGAUGAUGGAGACCUUCACAGCAAUUCAGCAGACUAUCCCGCCGUGAACGGAGAUCUGACUCAGACUCAGCGUUGCCUCCAAUUCAUUGAUAUGUUGAGGAUGCAUGCACACCUUCCGAGGAACUCACGAGAGAACUACUUACUUCCGGUCGUCAAUACUAGGGGUAUUCAUGCGCCCCCACCUAUAGCAAGCAUCUCGGUGCCUAAUACCUCCCAAACGUCGGGGCGUAGGAUUCGGCGCGUUCGAAGGCAAGAUAGCUCGGACACUCUAUUCGAGCAACGUGCAACGGACCGCCCACCUGGUCCCCAUAAAAUCCGGAGAAAGGAAUUGGGAGAUUUCUUCAAGCCGAUGUUUGAGAAAGAAUUCCCCGUAAUAUUUAUCUGUUGGGGCAGAAAAGAGCGCUGCCAGAUUGUUCCGGUGGUGAUCACUGACCCAACUGAUGAGGUUACCGCGUGGCAAGCAAUUUCCCAGGAGUUUUACGCACAGAGAGGCAUUUGGGCGAAAUAUUUGCCAUGGUUUUGUGUGAAUAAGGUGGAAAUUGUUGAUAUCUCUAUAUCAGGGCAGAAACUGGCCAGGGGUCGUCGAUCGACAGGCAUUGAAUAUGUUGGUAUAUAUAACUGUGAAGAUUUGGUUGCCAAAAGGAAGCAUUUGGAGCAAGUCAUCGCGGAUUACAAGCCUCAGGAUUGGCCUUGUCCGUAUAAAGCUUCCACUGGGGCCGUGUACUGUCAUGAUGACUGUGUAACGAGCUAUGCGGAUUAUGCAGAAUGCCCUGAGAGGACUAAAUUCAGAGCGGAACGAGAGCUCUCGUUACUCAGUCUCCGGCCUAUACUUACCCAGUGCUUCUUUCAAGCUAAGCUUGCUGCACACAAUCACCUCCUUAGCAGGGAGAGAUUAAUACAUGGUCACCAAGAUAUUCUGACAAAACUCAAUGUUUGGCAUUGUCCGGAGUUGGGUGAAGUUCAAUUUCGCGGCUUGAUGAUCGGCGACAAUUGGGAAGGCAAUUUGCAGCAUAUGGUGCUACUUGUGACAGUAAUACUAAUUUUGCUGAGCAUAGCCAUUGCAAGGUUAGUUUUCGAUGACUGGGAUAUAGCAUGGAACGUUGGUGCCUUCUUUGUAGGGUUGUUAAACUUGUUGAAAAAGGGGAAGAGUUGA